AUGGUUCCGAUUGUCCUCGGAGCUUACAAGGAAGACUACGAUGAUGCUCUUCCACCUCACUCCUACAUCAACGUGGAUGACUUCAAGUCCAUUCGCGAGUUGGUCAGGUAUCUGCUCUACUUGGACAGAAACGACACCGCAUAUGCCGAGUACUUUGCCUGGAAGGAACAUGGACAAAUCCACGUACGAUUUGCCGUUCCAUAG
Mesocestoides corti is the source of this 204-nucleotide messenger RNA. NCBI's taxonomy places the organism in Eukaryota, Metazoa, Platyhelminthes, Cestoda, Cyclophyllidea, Mesocestoididae. The record is from the annotation of a GenBank genome assembly.